UUGUCACCAGCAUCUCCACCACCAUCCUCCCUCUCCACAACACAAUGGGGCUGUAAUGUCAGCGACCAGCGAGACACGAGCAUCUUCUCAAGAGUACUGAAUCUGUGUAUGGAUUUAAUGAUGAUGAAAAAGAAGAAAUUCAAGUUUAAGGUGGAUUUUGAGCUGGACGAGCUCUCGUCGGUCCCCUUUGUCAACGGGGUGCUGUUCUGUAAAGUCAGGCUGCUGGACGGAGGCUUCUCCGAGGAGUCUUCACGGGAGCCAGUGCAGGCCAACUGUGUUCGAUGGAGGAAACGGUUCUCUUUCCCCUGCAAGAUGAGUGCCAACGCAGGGACAGGGGUACUGGACCCUUGUGUGUGCCGUGUGUCUGUCAGAAAGGAGCUGAAAGGUGGGAAGGCAUAUGCAAAGCUUGGUUUUGCAGAUUUGAAUUUAGCAGAGUUUGCCGGCUCAGGGAAUACAACUCGCAGAUGUCUGCUGGAAGGCUACGAUACCAAAAAUACCCGCCAGGAUAACUCCAUUCUCAAGGUCAUCAUCAGUACACAGCUCAUGUCAGGGGAUCCCUGUUUUAAAACGCCUCCCUCUACAGCCACAGUGAUCGGGAUCCAGGGGGAUGGAGAGAGCCUGCUGGAGGAGAGGAGGGGAGGGGACUCACAGAAAGGCUGUUCUGCAGAGAGUCGAGAAGGGAAGUGUCCUGUUGUUUCUGAUGAACUUGGGGGAUGCGGCCACUCCCGAACAUCCAGCUACGCCAGCCAACAGUCCAAACUCUCAGGAUACAGCACCGGUCACUCCCGCUCCUCCAGCAUGUCAGAGUUCAGCCAUCGGAGAAACCAUUCAGUUGGCAGCGCCUCAACGGGCAUCGGCAGCAUCCCAGAGCCCAGCGAGGACCGGGACCGAGAGUCCAGACCCUGUCAUGCUCUACCUGAACACCCAGUCCCCAACGCCACCACUAGCAACCAAGCGGGUACACCAGUAAGGAGCGCCUCGUCCUGUGAACGACUCAACAGACACCCUGUGAAGCAGGACUCCAUGGAGUCUCAGCUAAAGAGAAUGGACGACACGCGGGUGGAUGCUGACGAUGUUGUAGAAAAGAUUCUGCAGAGUCAAGACUUUACACCCAGUUUACUGGACUCCAGUGCUGAAGAGGAAGGCUUGCGUCUGUUUGUUGGCCCUGGGGGAAGCACAGCCCUUGGAAGCCAUCACCUUCCCACCAGGGUUGGUGCUGGAGCGUACGAGCAGGUGGUGAUUAAGCGUUAGACCUGCAGCCUCCCACAAGUGGACUGACACCGCUUGCAUCGAAAAACUAGAGGCAAGGCUGUGUCAAUUUCAAUCUGCAUUCCUACAGCACACACAUUACCUGAUCAGCACCCUGUCCGACCUUACAACAGUGCCCUCCUGUGUUUAAAUGACCUUUAGGACACCGUAGCUCUCCGACAGAGAGGUCAACAGUUAUUAUCUUGGAGUAAACAUACAUAUAUCAAGGGAAAACACUCACCUCCUCAUUUUCUGGGUGUAGAUUAGCCUCAACUUUUUGAGGUCAACUUUAUCACCCAACAUCCAAUCCAAAAACGCGAUUUAAAAACUGUUAGGAACUGGAAGAAAACGAUGAACGGAGGACACUGGGACAGGCUGUGUGUGUGCAUCAUCAGAACACAGUGAAGUAUGCAAUGCGCUUUCAAUACAUUCCUUUAGUCUCUGUGUUUGUUUUAGACUUCCUUUUCGAAUAGGAUGUUCUUUUUAAUAUUCGCCUAUAAACUGCUAAAAACAUUGUAGUUGUUGGCACUCUGACAACCGUUGGUGUUUUGAAGUUGAGAAUGUUUUACUACAAAGACGAGGCCUCAGACUUGAGCUGUUUGACGAGUCAACGUGACCUGUGUGUGAAUGUGUGUGUGUCUGCUAUGUGGCAAGACCACUUUUAGUAGUAUUAACCGUUAUCCUGGAUGAGUGGAGGGAUGUGAUAUGUUCUCUUGUAAGUAAUGCGUUAUUGCCACUUGCAAAGAGAGAAUGGGAGAACAUGACAAUUUGCUUAAUCGUAGACAUAAAGACCUUGAUCUCAUUUGUUUGCCGAGCAUUUUAGAAAAUCCUGCAGUACUAUUCUUCCUUACAAAGGCAAAAUGCAGUUGCAACUUAUUUGUUCACAACUGAGUUUUCAAAUCUAACUUUCUGACAUGAACUGACAUGUUGGUAAUCCAGUUUAUUUAAUUGACUAUCUUAACAGAUCUCAGUAACCUCCAUCUUUAUUUUUGAAUCUAAUGACAUUCAUGUGAU
Messenger RNA from Anoplopoma fimbria (sablefish), 2262 nucleotides. It is a transcript of the gene eeig2b, whose product is annotated as family with sequence similarity 102 member Bb. The transcript has 11 exons. Bases 109 to 1251 code for a protein of 380 amino acids. Lineage: Eukaryota; Metazoa; Chordata; Actinopteri; Perciformes; Anoplopomatidae. The record is from RefSeq and is a predicted model, not a curated record.